This is a messenger RNA of Pieris rapae (cabbage white), 2177 nucleotides long. RefSeq lists its product as uncharacterized. The record is from RefSeq and is a predicted model, not a curated record. The transcript is spliced from 2 exons. The coding region runs from base 181 to 1989 and encodes 602 amino acids. Lineage: Eukaryota; Metazoa; Arthropoda; Insecta; Lepidoptera; Pieridae.
AUUGGUGGCAGCGAAAAGGGAUUUUUAUAAAUCCUGGAAACGUCUCCUGUGUGUGAAAGUGUUUUAGUGAAAGUGAAAAGUGGUAUCGAACUCAUUCCGUCCACUGUGUGAUAAGUGGCACAGGCCUCAUCAUCAGCCCAGUUGAGCCCAGCACCGACGGAACUAUAUUAUUUUCGAAGAAUGAUAUUUAUGUACAUCACCCUACUAAUAAUUUAUAAUCCUAUCCUGGGAAUCGAGAAUGCAGAGUAUAUUCAUACUAUCACCUCAAGUCCUGGUAUAUACUUCGAUCCACAUGGUACUGCAAAAAUAAUAAAUGAUCAUAUUCACAUAGUGAUCCCAAUUGAUAUAUCCUUUGCCCCAACUCAUAUUGACAAUAUUAAAAAUGCUUUCGGUACAAUACGUUACUUAUGUCAACAGAGCCAAUCAUUCAACCACUUUGAAUGUCAUAAUCUUAUUCAACCACUCGAUUCGUUGUUCAAAGAUAUAAUUCGGGAUUUUCAGUCUAUAUCACACCUUACAACUUCCAAAUCGAAACGAUCUGCCUGGUUUGCCGGUAUUGGAACUGUGUUUAAACAUAUCUUUGGAACUUUGGAUGAAGAUGAUGCACAUCGAUAUAAUAAAGCAAUAGCUAAAAUGCAACAAACCGAUAAAGAUCUAAAUUCGAAUCUUAAACAAAGCAUCUAUAUUUCUAAAUCAGCAAUUACAAAUUUCAACGCUUCAAUGAACGAACUCAAUAAAAACCAAAUUCUACUUAACGAUGUGCUUGAUAAAUUAUCUCUUUCCGUCAAAAAUGUUUCUGAGGUCAUUAACUCUGUCAAGUUCCAAACGAACUUAGAUGAAAUCUUGAGUGUGUUACAAGCUAGCUUAUUAACACUUUCAUUUAAGAUUGAAGACAUUGUAAACAGUGUAUUGUUUUCGAAAUCAAACACUAUUCAUCCGUCAAUCAUUACUCCUAAGCAAUUAUAUGUAGAUUUAGUAAGUAAUAUUAAAGAUGUAUCUAGACUUAAGGAUUUCCCUGUAGAGUUAAAUUUAGAUAAUAUUAAUAUCCUCAUGAACCUCGCUAAAAUAAUUUCAUAUGUUAUCGAUAAUUGUCUAGUAUUUGUAAUAAAAAUUCCACUUGUAAAUGUAGAAACAUACAAUCUUUAUAAAGUUAUACCUAUCCCUGUACCACAUAACCCGACAUCUCCAAAUUCAUUUGCACUUAUUACUGCUACGAAAUCUUUUAUAGGAAUAAGUGAAGAUAAGAAAUUAUAUUUUAAUUUUGAUAAUAUAGAUUCUUGUAAUUUAAUAAUUGGACAUCAGUAUAUUUGUAACCCUUUGAAUACUCUCAGUGUUGUUAAUUAUCCAAUAUGUGAAACAGAAAUAAUCACCAAAGCUAUUGAAAAAUUACCUAAAAGUUGUACUACAAAAUUUAUAUUCGGUAAAGUUGAUAUCUGGCAUAAACUAAAUAAUAAUAAAUGGUUUUAUGUUGAAUCUAAUGAUGAGAAACUGAAUAUUAAAUGUAAUCAUAGAACAAUCGAAAUUGUUAUAUCAGGAACCGGAAUACUUAGCCUGACACCAGGUUGUACCGCAUUUUGUAAAGAAAAUAGAUUUGAAGCGAAAAAUGUUUAUGAAAUUACCGUAAGUCCUGUUGUUUCAAAUUUUAACAUUAUUAAUGAUAGUUGUUGUAAUUUAAUGGAAUUUUCCAAAGUAAAUAUUAAUAUUUCAACACAUCAGUUACGUCAUGUGAAUCUUGAUAGUUUGAAUUUAAUUCACGACUUACCUAUUAAGCCCAUUGAUGAUAAUUUAGAUGUUUUCCUUAAUGACUCUUCAGACUAUGUUAGUUUUAGCUUUAGUGUAAUUUCUUUUAUAAUUAUCUUAAGUAUUGCAUUAAUAAUCCUUGUAAAAGCCAAUAAAUGCGUUUUUCGAAACAAAGACAUAGAGAAUCCAGAUAAUAUCUCUUCAACAAGUGAAGCCCCACAUCCUCAGCCUCGUCUCCGUAUGGAAUAACCAUCUUACCUUUUUUCGCAAACUUACCUAAAACUGUAAGUUUACUCUUAAACGGGGGGUUGUUAUAUCAUAGCCUUGCACCCUAUGUGGCUGACAUACUAGUACCUUCUGUUUAGUCAGCAUUUCUCAACCGAGAGGUAAAAUGAAUAAUUAAAAUAUGAAUCAGUUCGGUAUCAUCCUUCGUCGCG